AUGUCAACCACCAAGAAGCAACAGUUAAGUAUGGCAGCUAGUGCGAUAGCUUUGCGAGGCGUGCAGCUGUUCCUGACAGCGGGGCGCGUAGCAGCUGACAGGCGAGCUCCGCCCGCACCUCCCGCGCCGCGCCGCAAGCCCCGCCUGAAGCCAGUGCUGCCCACGCAUAAAAUGCAGCAAAAAACGCUGGAACAGUUACUCAAGAAUACUAGGUUUACUAAUCUUAAAUCAACAGUUGUACGCAGUGAGGUCGCGACGAUAGACGCUUACGUUUUAGCCCUAUACGCGAUGCCGCACAGAAAACUCAAGGAGAAAACUCUUGAAUCCUUGUAUAAAAGCACACAUUUUAAUAAGAAUGAACUGGAGGCAUUAUAUUCGAUGUACAGAAAGCUGGUGACCAGCGCUCAAUCAAUGGUUCCGAAUUCGGUCAUCGGUCAAACUCCUACUAAGCUUGAUGGCAUAGACCAAUGUACAUUCAGAGAUGUGAUGCACAGUACAUUUGAUUUGGUGACCGAGGAGGCAGUGCUGGAACGAGUGUGGGCGACGUGGGAGCGCGGUGUGGGCGGAGGUGAAGGCGCUAUUAAAUUCGAACCAUGGGCACGAGGGCUCAGUAAAUUGCUCAAAGGAACAGAUGAAGAGAGACGUAUUCAUUGCUUCUCUGUCUACGAUCUUAAUGGAGAUGGUUAUAUAACUAGAGAUGAGAUGUUUGUACUUUUAAAGAACUCCUUAUUGAAGCAGCCAGGAGAUGAGGAUCCAGAUGAAGGAGUGAGAGACCUGGUGGAGCUGGUACUAAAGAAAUUAGAUGUAGACAAAGAUGGUAAAGUCUCUUUAGACGACUACAGAGAGGCUGUGUCACAGGAACCUCUUUUGUUAGAAGCAUUCGGUCAAUGUCUACCUUCGAAAAGACAGGCUAUGGCAUUUAUCAAAAAUUUAAACAACAAAUAAAAUAGUGAAAAUGUAAAAUAAUACAAACGUAUAAUAUAAAAAUAUUUUACUACAAAAAUGUAAAAUUGAUCUAAACAUUCA
Papilio polytes (common Mormon) is the source of this 1026-nucleotide messenger RNA. RefSeq names its product EF-hand calcium-binding domain-containing protein 1-like. Bases 1 to 945 code for a protein of 314 amino acids. The record is from RefSeq and is a predicted model, not a curated record. NCBI's taxonomy places the organism in Eukaryota, Metazoa, Arthropoda, Insecta, Lepidoptera, Papilionidae. The transcript is spliced from 6 exons. Gene Ontology annotation, molecular function: calcium ion binding.